Molecule: messenger RNA, 1119 nt
Organism: Echinops telfairi (small Madagascar hedgehog)
Lineage: Eukaryota; Metazoa; Chordata; Mammalia; Afrosoricida; Tenrecidae
Gene: SRXN1
Product: sulfiredoxin 1
Exons: 2
Coding region: 1-414 (137 amino acids)
Biological process (GO): cellular response to oxidative stress
Cellular component (GO): cytoplasm
Molecular function (GO): sulfiredoxin activity
Source: RefSeq, a predicted model, not a curated record
AUGGGACUGCGGGCUGGAGGGGCGCUGGGCAGGGCCGGCGCGGGCCGGGGGGCGCCCGAGGGCCCCGGGAGCGGCGGCGGCGCGCAGGGCGGCAGCAUCCACUCGGGCUUCAUCACCGCCGUGCACAACGUGCCGCUGAACGUGCUCAUCCGGCCGCUGCCGUCGGUGCUGGACCCGGCCAAGGUGCAGAGCCUGGUGGACACGAUUCAGGGGGACCCCAACAGUGUGCCCCCCAUCGACGUCCUCUGGAUCAAAGGGGCUCAGGGUGGUGACUACUUCUACUCCUUCGGGGGUUGCCACCGCUACGCCGCCUACCGUCAGCUCCAGCGAGAGACCAUCCCUGCCAAGCUGGUCCAGUCCACCCUGUCCGACCUGAGAGUGUACCUGGGCGCUUCCACCCCGGACCUGCAGUAGCAGCCUCCACGACCCCCCUGCCCAAGCCCCCAAGAACCCAGAAGACACACUUGGCUUCCCACUGGCUAGGUCAUGCACCAAGACAAUGCCCUGGCCCUCCAGGUCUGGGAGGAGAGGUGACAGGGCAAGGGACAGGACUCCCUGAGGGCUGCACCUGCUCCAACCAAGGCGUCGUACCUUGUCCACCUGCAGUGGUGGGGCAGGAGUGGGAAGUGCGUGGAGGUCAGGAGAAUGAGAGGAAGGGUGCGGGCUGAGGCCAGCCUGGGUCUCCCAGCUUUUUUCCCUACCCUUGGCUCCUCCACUUCCGCAGUGCGGGCUUUCCACCCAUUCUCUGCCCCAGGCAACGGUGACAGAGUGACCAACGGACUUUACGAGAUGCAGUCCUGAGUGCCAGGUGCCUCCCUAGAUUGGAUCUUAGAACAAGACAGGACAUUAGUGUAUACGGUCUGGCUUUGAACUCGUGAGCAAUGGACCAGUGGCAGCCAGGGGACAGGCUCAGGCACUGCUUCAUUAGCCACGAGCAGGAGCCGGCUCGCCAGGCACAAACUCCCCAGAAUUGGUCUCUGGGUUUUCACAGAUGGAUGAUGCUCAUGUCAGAUGUUGAUAGACUGGGGGCAGGGCAUCCCAGGACUCUGUGCACCGUCUUUGCAACGUUUUUUUCUGAAAAUCUCAAGUUAUUCAAAAAUAAACAUUUAUUUCCUUAAA